Molecule: messenger RNA, 4411 nt
Organism: Equus caballus (horse)
Lineage: Eukaryota; Metazoa; Chordata; Mammalia; Perissodactyla; Equidae
Gene: SLC6A7
Product: solute carrier family 6 member 7
Biological process (GO): sodium ion transmembrane transport
Cellular component (GO): plasma membrane
Molecular function (GO): L-proline transmembrane transporter activity
Source: RefSeq, a predicted model, not a curated record
UGCUUCAGUUUCCUUGUCUGUAAAAUAGGGAUAUUACCAUUUGCCUUUCCAGGUCACUGUGUUGAGAAAAUAAGACCUCGACUGGGACCUGGCACCCUUUAGGUGCUCAAUAAAUAUUGGUGGAUUGGAUAAUUGGACAAACAUCUGACUAACGGCUGUUGUUCUUUUGUUGCCAGGAGUGGGCAAUCCACGAUCAGUCAACAAAUGCUAACUGAGCCCCUACCACGUGCCAGGCCCUGUGCUAAAUGUUUUCUAAGCACACUCUCCCGAAUUCCUCACAACCUGAUAAAGAAAGCAAGAUUCUUAUGCCCAUUUUCCAGAUGAAGAAGCGGCAGCGCAGGGAGCUUAAGUGAUGGGGGCAAGGUCACACAGCAAAGAAGAGGAGGAGCGGCUGAUGCCCGUGCGCAUGGCCUACCUCCCUCACUGCCCAGCUGGAGACCGGGAGGCCCAGAGAGGGCAGGUUAUUUGCCCAAGGUCACGCAGAAGACGGUGGCCGAGGCCUCCACACCUCCGAGAGUUUCCGUCGCGGAUCCCCCCCCUACCCCACCCUUUCACGCGCUCGGGCCCCUCCAAUCCGCAGCUCUGCGUGCGGGGGCGCGCGCAUCCCCCCGCCGUCCAUCCGUCAGACCGUCUGUCUGGGUGUCUACGCGGGCGCAGCCGUGUACUGGUCCCCAGCCUCGGGCGCUGCGCAGCGAGAGGCAGGGCGUUCGCAGCGGCCGGCCCUCGCCCCACGCCCGCAGCCGGCAGACGGCAGCGCCUGCGUCCGCGCCCCCCCAGCCGGUGCGCGGGAGCCGCCGGGGCAAAGGCGCGGCGGCCGGCCGGCGGCGCAUCUCUUACUCGCUCGCUCGCUCGCGCUCUGCGCUCAGGGGAAGCCAAGCCCAGAAGCCCCAGUAACCCGCCCUCCAAGAUGAAGAAGCUCCAGGGAGCUCACCUCCGCAAGCCUGUCACCCCAGACCUGCUGAUGACCCCCAGUGACCAGGGAGAUGUGGACCUGGACGUGGACUUUGCUGCAGACCGGGGGAACUGGACAGGCAAGCUGGACUUCCUGCUGUCCUGCAUUGGCUACUGUGUGGGCCUGGGCAACGUCUGGCGCUUCCCCUAUCGAGCUUACACCAACGGAGGAGGCGCCUUCCUCGUGCCCUAUUUCCUCAUGCUAGCCAUCUGCGGCAUCCCCCUCUUCUUCCUCGAGCUCUCUCUCGGCCAGUUCUCCAGCCUGGGGCCCCUGGCCGUCUGGAAGAUCAGCCCCCUCUUCAAAGGUGCCGGCGCGGCCAUGCUGCUCAUCGUGGGCCUGGUGGCCAUCUACUACAACAUGAUCAUCGCCUACGUCCUCUUCUACCUCUUCGCCUCCCUCACCAGCACCCUGCCCUGGGAGCACUGUGGCAACUGGUGGAACACGGACCUCUGCCUCGAGCACAGAGGCUCCAAGAACGGCAACGGGGCCCUGCCCCUCAACCUCACCAGCACCGUCAGCCCCAGCGAGGAGUACUGGAGCCGCUACGUUCUCCACAUCCAAGGGAGCCGGGGCAUCGGCAGCCCCGGGGGGAUCCGCUGGAACCUCUGCCUCUGCCUGCUGCUCGCCUGGGUCAUCGUGUUUCUCUGUAUCCUCAAGGGUGUGAAGUCCUCCGGCAAGGUGGUGUAUUUCACGGCCACGUUCCCCUACCUCAUCCUGCUCAUGCUGCUGGUCCGCGGAGUCACCUUGCCGGGGGCCUGGAAGGGCGUCCAGUUCUAUCUCACCCCCCAGUUCCACCACCUGUUGUCUUCUAAGGUGUGGAUCGAAGCUGCUCUUCAGAUCUUCUACUCCCUGGGUGUGGGCUUCGGGGGUCUCCUCACCUUUGCCUCCUACAACACGUUUCACCAGAACAUCUAUAGAGACACCUUCAUCGUCACUCUGGGCAAUGCCGUCACCAGCAUCCUGGCUGGCUUCGCCAUCUUCUCCGUGCUGGGCUACAUGUCUCAAGAGCUGGGUGUGCCUGUGGACCAAGUAGCCAAAGCAGGCCCCGGCCUGGCCUUUGUUGUCUACCCACAGGCCAUGACCAUGCUGCCUCUGUCGCCCUUCUGGUCCUUCCUUUUCUUCUUCAUGCUGCUGACUCUCGGCCUGGACAGCCAGUUUGCCUUUCUGGAGACCAUUGUGACAGCUGUGACGGACGAAUUCCCAUACUACCUGCGGCCCAAGAAGGCCGUGUUCUCGGGGCUCAUCUGCGUGGCCAUGUACCUGAUGGGGCUGGUCCUCACCACCGACGGGGGCAUGUACUGGCUGGUCCUUCUGGAUGACUACAGCGCCAGCUUCGGGCUAAUGGUGGUGGUGAUCACCACGUGCCUCGCCGUCACCCGGGUGUAUGGCAUCCAGAGGUUCUGCCGGGACAUCCACAUGAUGCUGGGCUUCAAACCGGGUCUCUACUUCAGGGCCUGCUGGCUGUUCCUGUCCCCAGCCACGCUCCUGGCCCUGCUGGUGUAUAGCAUCGUCAAGUACCAGCCAUCGGAGUAUGGCAGCUACCGCUUCCCAGCCUGGGCGGAGCUGCUCGGCAUCCUGAUGGGCCUGCUGUCCUGCCUCAUGAUCCCCGCCGGCAUGCUGGUGGCCGUGCUGCGAGAGGAGGGCUCACUCUGGGAGCGGCUCCAGCAGGCCAGCCGGCCGGCCAUGGACUGGGGCCCGUCGCUGGAGGAGAAUCGGACGGGCAUGUAUGUGGCCACACUGGCCGGGAGCCAGUCGCCCAAGCCGCUGAUGGUGCACAUGCGCAAGUACGGGGGCAUCACCAGCUUCGAGAACACCGCCAUGGAGGUGGACCGGGAGAUCGCCGAGGAGGAGGAGUCUAUGAUGUGAAGGAGGAAGCAGGCGGACGGCUGGGAGCCCUGCCUGGGCCGCCGUGGGCAGCCCGCCCUCUGGGGGUCUGAGAGGCCCGAGGUUGCUGGAGGUUGCCAUGGUGAUGCUGGUCCCCCGUACAAGUCCCUCCUUGUGGCCUCUGCCUCUCUGGAAACCUCUGUCUACCCCCUACACACACACACACACACACACACACACACACACACACACACACACAGACCCAUUUGAAGCUGAGAAUGAUUCUGCUCAGCCCUCACUUUGCAGAUGGACAAACUGAAGCCAGGGAGGAGGGACUUACCCAAGGUCACUUGGCAGAGGGGACUGGACCCCAGGCCUCCUGACCAGCCAGCUCCCUUUCUCAUGUGGCAGCUAGCACCACCCUCUCAAUUCUGUUCAGGGCCCAGAGCCCUCCCUUUCCCCAGGGAGCCUGAGCCACACAAGUCAGCCGGAAUCUUAAGCUGGGCGGCGGGAGACUCGGCACCCUGAGGCCCGUGUGGCCCUGGGCGUCAAGAGUUAGCAGGUCAGGUGGGAGUGAGAUCCCUGUGGCUUCAUGUGCACAGGCCGUGUUCUCUGAAGGAGGUGGGACCUGAGGGCCUGGAGGAUGGGCAAGUUUGGAGAAAGAGAAGAAGAGGUCAGAGUGGGGAGGAGCUGGCCCAGCCAAGGUGCGAAGGCCAGAAGGGAGGCCCCUCCUCCUCCCGUGGGGCGAGGAGGAGGCCGGGGGCAGAGACCAAGGGCUCAGGAACAGGGAGGGUGGUGGGAGAAGCAGGUGUUAGCAGGUGACAACAGGGUUCAGGUGGGAAUGGAGAAUGCUGGGGAGCGGGGAGCCAGGGAUGUGGGGUGGGCAGGGGUUUGCAUGAUCUGGUCGAUAGAACAUUCUUCUGGGUGCAGGCUGGAUUGGAGGGGACAGGGUGGAGGUGGGUGGCUUGUGGAGGAUGGUCAAGAGGGUCUGGUGGCCUAAGCUAGGGUUUUGGGGGUGAGGAGAGAAAGGAAGACCCCAUACUUCCAAGAAUGCCCCACAACUUUCCUUGCUGGGCCCCGUACCCUCCAGCAUAGGGAGCCCUGGGCCUGAUUAGGACAGAGGGGAGGGAGGCCUGAGCUGUACGCGCUGCAGAGGUGGGAACGAGGGGUCAUAGUCAGGACCCAGGGCCUGUCUCUUCCCUUCUCCCUUGUCCUGGCCGCCCUCACUGUCUCCUCCAGCUCCAGGAGUUGCUGGGAGAUUGGCCGUGGCUGUGGAAGACCAGGGCAACUAAGAGACACAUAUCUGUCUGGUCCUGAUGCUGCCCACUCUGCCCAGACAUGAGGGUGAAGGCAGAGACAGUGGGCAGCCGACACCCCAGGCCUGUGGCUAGAGGCCUUGGCACCUUCAAUCCCCAGGCACAAGAGGGGCCCUGGGGUCCCUCCUUCCCUGAGAGAUGAGGGCAGGGUGUGAAAAUGCCCGAGCAGGUCUCCUGCACACGGCGUUCUCCAAUGGGGCAGGGCACCCCUGUGCAACUGUGACAGCCUCUGUGCCCUGUCUCUCUCCUGGUGUCUCCCCAAGCCAUCCGUGUUCUAUUGGUUUAUUGUUAAUAAACGCCAAUGAGGUCAUCUUCCUUA